Messenger RNA from Truncatella angustata, 1388 nucleotides. RefSeq lists its product as uncharacterized. The record is from RefSeq and is a predicted model, not a curated record. Lineage: Eukaryota; Fungi; Ascomycota; Sordariomycetes; Amphisphaeriales; Sporocadaceae. The transcript has a single exon. The coding region runs from base 418 to 1248 and encodes 276 amino acids.
GACAGCUCCCUGGGAUGGCUUAGUAUUCCAUAGGACCGAGGAAGUUUUCCGAAGGAAUCCCGCCACAAUUAUCGGCCGCGACGAAUAGAACUUUGAAGCAUCUAUUUUCUACUGGCUUUUUGGAACUGAUUUCUUGGAGUAGACGAGAUGCCUCAACUAAAUUUACCUUAGAAAGGAAGUCAGCACCGUCAACCAAAGAUCAACACUACAGCUUUCGUUAAACCAAAUCAGAACUUAUCACACAACGCUGCGAAUGAUGCGCCGCGGAUUCCGCCAUCUGAGUCUUUUCGAAGCUUGGGUCAGAGACAAAAGCGGAUCAGUCGAUCAAAUCAUGGUAUCCGUGUCAGUCGACGUAUCCCCGUCCCAGAUACACGAACGGCGAAGGCGACGAAGGGCGACGACUUGCGAUACUCCUUGAUGCACGUUUCUGAACAGCCUAUAGGGUUACGAAAGAGAAGUAGUACCGAUCAUAGAGAGAGACCCCACGGUGAAUAUGCCCAUUUACAUGCAGUGGAUGGGCCAUCGAUCCCGCCCGAAUGGGUUUCUGAAUCAGUAUCGCGACCCAAUAACCAAACCAACAACGAUAGAAUUACGGCAACUAUGGACGGUCGUCGCGGCCGGCGAAACUCUAAGAAGCGGUUUGGUGUAGCAGACCCUGCUGUUUGGGAGGCCAUUCACAGGACAAUGGCUCAGCAGAAUCGCCUGUCAUCAAUUGUGCCACAGGACUCAUCACCCGGUAGGCCAGGUGUUAUUCGUCGGCCAUCUGUACCUUCCCGAUCAAGCAGUCGUCGCAAGGCUUUGAAUCACUUCGCUAGAGAGCUGGAGAAGUACGCGCAAGUUGCCAAUGCUGCCGAGAAGCUACCUGUCAUAACCCCUAGAGAAUCAGAUGAGAAGACAUCUUUGCACACUGUCAAACCACUCGUGCCUUACACUCGAGAGUUCAAGGCUGCAGGGCUUGCUGUCACAUCUAAGCAGCAAAGGCAAUGGUCGCCAGAGACAAAUGAGCAGCGCCCAAUUCGUAAGUAUCCUAUAUCGGACCGCCCUUACGACCAGCAGCCUUAUGAGAGGAAUCUAGAUGGACAAUACGAUAGUUCCACAAAUGCAUCGAGCUCGAGUUCUGGGAGUUUCAUUGAGUUCAGUCCACCACCCGUAUCUGCUGUCUCAAUGGAACCACCCGCCAAGAAAGCGUCGCCUCCGCCUUUACCGACAAAAAGAAUAAUCCCAAAUGUUCGAAGGCGGCUCCCUUAGUUGAGGAGAAAGCAACACACGACUGAGGAACCAACAAAGCCAAGGUCACGAAUCGGAACUAUGGUCGAAACACGAAAAGGAGAGUGGAAACUCGCAGAUAAGGUGACUCGUGCUUCUCAUAAAACCUACGAGGCAACUGC